This is a messenger RNA of Arachis stenosperma, 1374 nucleotides long. Its product is annotated as putative FBD-associated F-box protein At5g38570. Gene Ontology annotation, molecular function: protein binding. The record is from RefSeq and is a predicted model, not a curated record. The coding region runs from base 1 to 1374 and encodes 457 amino acids. Lineage: Eukaryota; Viridiplantae; Streptophyta; Magnoliopsida; Fabales; Fabaceae. The transcript has 3 exons.
AUGGCCGAUACAAAUCCUCUUUGCAAGUCAGUCGACGGAAUCAUCAGCAGUCUACCGGACUCUGUCCUCUGCCACAUCCUCUCCUUCCUCCCAACAAGUACCUCCGUCAGAACCUGCAUCCUUUCCCACAGGUGGCGCCACCUCUGGAAGGAUCUCCAGUUCUUCAACUUCUCCUUCAUCCCUGAUCUAAGAAGACGUGGUGGUGAAAGCGCAGGAAAACAGCACAGCCGAUUCCUGGAUCUGGCGAAUGCAGUUCUGGUCCAAAGAAACCCGCUUCAGAUCCGAAACUUGAGCCUGGUUUAUGAAACGCCUUACCUUGACCUCAAUAAAGACGCAGUCACAGGGUGGGUUGAAGCUGCCAUUGGGCCCCACCUGGAAGAGCUUCGGCUCAGGGUGUGGAGUGGUAAAAUUGGAUUCAGGUUUGUGGUGCCACCCGGCGUGUUCAGCUGCCGUGCGCUGGUGAACCUCAACUUGGAUGGUGUGACUCUUGAGCUAACUCCGGAAGCAUCGUCGUCGAUUCACCUGCCAUCGCUCAAAACCCUCCACUUAUUUCUCGACUCUCCUGAUCACGUGGAUUCCAUUCUCUCCGGUUGUCCUCUUCUGGAAACCAUGCACCUCACCAUCCAGAGAUUCCAGCACUGUGCCCCCAACAUAAGCGCCCUCAAGAUCCACGUGCCUUUCUUGAAACGUUUAGAGUUUAUAGACUCGGGUGAUUCUGGAAUCGUGCGUUUUGAAUUGGAUGCGCCAUCUCUCGAAUACCUUUUUAUCCGCCUGUGGUAUCCGGUUUACUGCCAAUUCUCAGUCACCAACACGCGUAAUGUGGUGGAGGCACGUGUUGAUUGUCUUAUAGACGAUGGUUACUUUGGUGACAAGUACCUCGGUCUUGUUCCUAAGCUUCUUCAUUCCCUUUGCCAAACUAGAUCCCUUGUGCUGGUGUGGUCAACAGUGAAGGCCCUGCUUCGUGCUCCUAUUGUAGUAAAUCUUCCGGAGUUCAGAAAUCUAAGUAACCUAGAGAUUAAUCUGAAAUCAAGCAACAAUACAAGCCUUUUGUUGAGCAUGCUUGAUAGAUGUGGCAAACUUCAUGUCCUUACAAUUUACAAGGACACGUUUGCCGCCGACGCUCCAACGUGGAUAGAACCGGCCAGUGUUCCUAAAUGUCUGGAAUCACAUCUGUUGGUUGUUAAAUUUUCAAGGUACCAUGGAAACAGGGGUGAUCUAGAAUUGAUUGCUUAUAUUCUUCAAAAUGGACUAGUCUUGACGUCAAUGACAAUUGAGACAAUUUUCAAAGUGGAUCCAGAUCAGCAUCGUCGUGUUACCGAGCAAUUUUGUCAUAUGCCAAAAGGCUCCAACACAUGCCACCUUAAUGUUAAUUGA